Molecule: messenger RNA, 2139 nt
Organism: Chlamydomonas reinhardtii
Lineage: Eukaryota; Viridiplantae; Chlorophyta; Chlorophyceae; Chlamydomonadales; Chlamydomonadaceae
Product: phenylalanyl-tRNA synthetase alpha chain
Exons: 14
Coding region: 134-1633 (499 amino acids)
Biological process (GO): phenylalanyl-tRNA aminoacylation
Cellular component (GO): cytoplasm; cytosol; phenylalanine-tRNA ligase complex
Molecular function (GO): tRNA binding; ATP binding; phenylalanine-tRNA ligase activity
Source: RefSeq, a predicted model, not a curated record
GUACAUGUUUUCCCAGCGUUUAGCUUACUGUACGCCCAACAAUUGGCCCCGUUAGGCCGGGCGGCGGUGUGUGUCGCUCUCUUCGCUUACUAGACAAUUAAUUUGGUCAUUGAAGUAUAGCAAGAGCCCCAACAUGGCAGAUCUAGAGAGCCAGCUUCUGCAGGCUCUCAACGAGAAGGAAUGCAUCGCGGACUCGGGCGACUUCGCUAAGAGCCAGGGCGUGGACCACAUGGCUGUUGUGGGCGUCAUUCGCAGUCUGCAGGCCUCCGAGAUGAUUGUAGCGGAGGACAUCGAUCACUUCCGCUACGCACUGACGGAGGAGAGCCAGACCUACCUGACGGCGGGCUCGCCCGAGGCGCAGGUGUUCGCGGCGGUGGGCGCGGACGGCAUCAGCCUGGCCGAGCUCAAGGUCAAGGUGCCGGGCGAGGCGGGCGAUGUGGGCUUCAAGCAGGCCAUGCAGCAGAAGUGGCUGGCGCUGGACAAGAGCGCGGGCGAGCCGCGGGUGGUGCGCAAGGUGGACUCCAUUGUGGACUCCACGCAGGCGCUGCUGGCGGACAUCGCCGCCGGCAAGGAGGUGCCCAAGGCGGAUGCGGAGAACCUGGCCAAGAAGCGCAAGCUCAUCAAGCCCGAGCAGUGGAAGACGUACAAGCUGAGCAAGGGCCCCAAGUUCGCCCUGGAGCGCAAGAAGCCCGCCACCGACCUGACCUUCGACAUGCUGGCCAAGGGCACGUGGCGCACCCAGGAGUUCAAGGACUACAACUUCAACGCGCUUGGGGUGCUGCCCGCGGGCGGACACCUGCACCCGCUGCUCAAGGUGCGCACCCAGUUCCGCAAGAUCUUCACGCAGAUGGGCUUCGAGGAGAUGCCCACCAACCAGUACGUGGAGUCGUCCUUCUGGAACUUCGACGCGCUGUUCCAGCCGCAGCAGCACCCCGCCCGCGACGCGCACGACACCUUCUUCCUCACCAAGCCCGCAGCCACGCCCUCGGACCGCGGCGUGCCCGCAGACUACCUACAACGGGUGCAGUCCGUUCACGAGGUGGGCGGCUACGGCAGCGCCGGCUACGGCUACAGCUGGAAGCUGGCGGAGGCUGAGAAGAACCUGCUGCGCACGCACACCACCGCCGUGUCCAGCCGCAUGCUGUACCGCCUCGCCAACCAGCCCGGCGGAUUCAAGCCCGCCAAGUACUUCUCCAUCGACCGCGUGUUCCGCAAUGAGGCCGUGGACCGCACCCACUUGGCCGAGUUCCACCAGGUCGAGGGUCUGGUGUGCGACCGGGGGCUCACGCUGGGUGACCUGAUCGGCGUGCUGCAGCAGUUCUUCUCCCGCCUGGGCCUGAAGAAGCUGCGCUUCAAGCCGGCCUUCAACCCCUACACCGAGCCGUCCAUGGAGAUCUUCAGCUACUCGGAGCAGCUGGGCAAGUGGAUGGAGGUGGGCAACAGCGGCAUGUUCCGGCCGGAGAUGCUGCGGCCCAUGGGCCUGCCCGAGGACGUCAACGUCAUCGCCUGGGGCCUGUCGCUGGAGCGCCCCACCAUGAUUCUGUACGGCAUCGACAACAUCCGCGACCUGUUCGGGCACAAGGUGAGCCUGUCCAUGGUGCGCCGGAACCCCAUCUGCCGCCUGGGCCUGUGAGCGGAUUGCGCGGUGCCAGAGGCCGGGAUUUUGGGAGCUGAGUGGAAUGCCGGCGGGGUGUGCGGGCCAGCAGCGCUGCUGUGUUAUGCUGAGUGGACUGCCGGCGGGGUGUGCGGACCAGCAGCGCUGCUGGGUUGGGCUGAGUGGACUGCUGGCGGGGUGUGCGGGCGAGCGGCGCUGCUGGGUUGGGCUGAGAUAGAUAACUGCAGUUUGGUGGCGUGUGGCUGGAGGUGUUGGCGAUGGAGUCUGGGAGAACGAUAGCGGAUGGCGGCUGCGUGCAGAGAAGACCCGGAAUGGAGUGGAUGAGAGGCUGAUAGGGGCAGGCUUGGUGCCUGCAAAGCGAGAAAGCAGGCGUGGAGGUUGAUAGGGAUAGAAAUGUCACGCGGAGCCACAACGUGGCGACGUGCAGGACGCCAGGCACGACCGCACGAGUCGCAUGUACCUCUGGCGGAUGCGAGUUGCUAAUACCUGUGCUAGCCGCCGCCAAAAUUCCGUAAACGUGGAAA